Messenger RNA from Onychostoma macrolepis, 4923 nucleotides. It is a transcript of the gene washc4, whose product is annotated as WASH complex subunit 4. Gene Ontology annotation, cellular component: WASH complex; endosome. The transcript has 33 exons. The record is from RefSeq and is a predicted model, not a curated record. Gene Ontology annotation, biological process: endosomal transport; endosome organization. NCBI's taxonomy places the organism in Eukaryota, Metazoa, Chordata, Actinopteri, Cypriniformes, Cyprinidae. The coding region runs from base 95 to 3616 and encodes 1173 amino acids.
ACAGAAGCCCCUCCCCUCACUGUGCAGUAACCCCCAAACAGACUGACCUAAUGGCAGCUGUCUGAAAACCCCAGUCUGUGUCGUUUCUAUCAGGAUGGCUGUGGAUUCAUUAUCUCCUGAUUGGGAGUUUGAUCGCUUUGAUGAUGGGUCACAAAAAAUUCACACAGAAGUGCAGGUUAAAAACUAUGAGAAGUUCUUAGAGGAAUAUUCCGCUCAGCUGCAGGGUAUUGAAGAAGCGUUGGACGACUCUGUCGGAGAUGUAUGGGACUUCACUCUGGACCCCAUCGCUUUGAAGCUCCUGCCGUAUGAACAGUCCUCACUGUUGGAGCUCAUCAAGACCGAUAAUAAGGUGCUUAAUAAAGUUAUCACAGUGUAUGCAGCUCUUUGCUGUGAAGUUAAAAAGCUGAAAUAUGAGGCUGAAACCAAGUUCUACAAUGGCUUGUUGUAUUAUGGUGAAGGAGUGUCAGACACUAGUGUGGUGGAGGGAGAGUCUCAGAUUCAGAUGGGCCGCUUCAUUUCCUUCUUACAGGAGCUGUCUUGCUUUGUGUCGCGCUGCUUUGAAGUGGUGGUCAACAUGGUUCACCAGCUGGCUGCUUUGUACAACAGCAACAAGAGUGCAACAAAAAUCAUUGAGUCCACAGGUGUACACUUUCAGACAGUGUAUGAGCAUCUGGGAGAACUUCUGGUGGUCCUCAUCACCCUGGAUGAGAUCAUGGAGAACCACGCCACACUGAAAGAUCACUGGAAGAUGUACAAAAGGUUACUGAAAUCUGUCCAUCAUAACCCAGCUAAGUUUGCCAUUCCAGAGGAGAAACUAAAACCCUUUGAGAAGCUUUUACUGAAGCUAGAGGGGCAACUGUUGGACAGCAUGAUUUUUCAGGCUUGUGUGGAGCAGAGGUUUGAUGACCCAGGAGAAGGUGUAUCGGUUUCUAAAAACAGUGCCUUUGCAGAGGAAUUUGCGUACAAUAUCAGAACCAUUUUUGCCAAUGUUGAAUCAAAGCUUGGAGAGCCGUCAGAGAUUGAUCAGCGGGAUAAAUAUACAGGUGUAUGUGGCCUCUUUGUGCUGCACUUCCAUAUCUUCAGGACUGUGGACAAGAAGAUCUACAAAUCCCUGCUGGAUGUGUGUAAAAAGGUCCCUGCAGUGACAUUAGCAGCUAAUAUAAUCUGGUUUCCAGACACAUUUCUGACAAGCAAAGUCCCUGCGGCAGCUAAACUGAUGGACAAGAAGAGCAUCCAGAGCAUCCGCAGCAGCAGAGAUGCAUUCCUGCAGCAAAAGGCGCAGACACUAAUGAAGGACAUGCAGUCCUACUAUAUAUUUGUCACCUCCUGGAUGAUGAAGAUGGAGUCUAUAUUAUCAAAAGAACCGAAACCAGACAAACUGUCUGAGGAUUUGAGCAACAGGUGUAAUAUCUUUGUGCAGGGAAUCCUGUAUGCUUACAGCAUCAGCACCAUCGUCAAAACCACUAUGAAUAUGUACAUGUCCAUGCAGCGGCCCAUGACCAAGACCUCAGUGAAAGCCCUGUGCCGAUUGGUGGAGUUGUUAAAAGCUGUGGAGCACACGUUCCAUCGACGCUCACUGGUUGUAGCAGAUUCUGUGUCUCACAUCACGCAGCAGCUGCAGUCUCAGGCUCUGGCCUCCAUCUCUACUGCUAAGAAACGCGUGAUCUCUGAUAAGAAGUACAGCGAGCAGAGGCUGGAUGUGCUGUCGGCUCUGGUUCUGGCUGAGAACACUCUGAACGGGCCUAGCACCAAAGAGAGGAGACUGAUCGUGUCUCUGGCUCUCAGUGUUGGCACUCAAAUGAAAACCUUCAAGGAUGAGGAACUCUUGCCUUUACAGCUUGUGAUGAAAAAGCUGGACUUAAUCAGUGAAUUAAGAGAGCGAGUUAAAGUGCAAUGCGACUGCAGUUUCUUGUACUGGCAUCGUACAGUUUUUCCUAUCUACCUGGAUGACGUGUACGAAAAUGCUGUGGAUGCGGCCAGAAUUCAUUACAUGUUCAGUGCGCUCAGAGACUGUGUGCCCACCAUGUUGCACGCCAAACACAUGGAGUCAUGUGAUCAGCUGCUGGAGUGUUAUGACACUGAGAUCAUGGAAAUCCUCAAUGAGCACCUGCUAGACAAGCUGUGUAAGGAGAUCGAGAAGGACCUACGUUUGUCUGUGCACACACACCUCAAAUUGGAUGAUCGAAACCCUUUCAAAGUGGGCAUGAAGGAUCUGGCUCACUUUUUCUCCCUCAAGCCCAUUCGCUUCUUCAACCGUUUCAUCGACAUCAAAGCCUAUGUGACUCACUAUCUAGACAAGACGUUUUACAACUUGACGACUGUGGCUCUUCAUGACUGGGCCACGUACAGCGAGAUGAGGAACCUCGCCACACAGCGCUAUGGUUUGGUGAUGACUGAGGCACAUCUCCCCAGCCAAACUCUGGAGCAGGGCCUGGAUGUCCUGGAAAUCAUGAGGAACAUUCACGUCUUUGUCUCGCGCUACCUCUACAACCUAAACAACCAGAUCUUCAUUGAGAGGACCAGCAACAACAAGCACUUAAACACCAUUAACAUCCGCCACAUUGCCAACUCCAUUCGCACUCAUGGAACCGGUAUCAUGAACACAACGGUGAACUUCACGUAUCAGUUCCUCCGCAAGAAGUUUUACAUUUUCAGUCAGUUCAUGUAUGACGAGCACAUCAAAUCCAGACUCAUCAAAGACAUCCGCUUCUUCAGGGAAACCAAGGAUCAGACCGAUCAAAAGUACCCCUUUGAGCGAGCAGAGAAGUUCAACCGUGGCAUCAGGAAGCUGGGUCUUACUCCAGAUGGUCAGAGCUACCUGGAUCAGUUCAGACAGCUCAUCAGUCAGAUCGGCAAUGCGAUGGGUUAUGUGCGCAUGAUUCGGUCCGGAGGGCUGCAUUGCUGCAGCAGCGCUAUCAGGUUUGUUCCUGAUCUAGAGGACAUCGUUAACUUUGAGGAGCUUGUGAAAGAGGAAGGCCUUUCUGAAGAGACGCAGAAAGCCGCCAGCCAACUGGACUGUGUGCUUAGUGACCUGACCAGUAACUCGGCGGAAGGAACUGAGUACUUCAAGAUGCUGGUGGGGGUUUUCGCACCGGAGUUUCGCAGCGUCAAGAACAUGCACUUGAGGAACUUCUACAUGAUAGUUCCUCCUUUGGCGGUAAAUUUCGUGGAGCAUUCCAUCAGCUGCAAAGAAAAACUAAACAAGAAGAACAAAGUGGGAGCUGCAUUUACAGACGACGGUUUUGCCAUGGGAGUCGCCUACAUCCUGAAGCUUCUGGACCAGUAUCAGGAGUUUGACUCCCUCCAUUGGUUCCAGGCUGUGAGGGAAAAGUAUGUGAAGGAAAUGAACGCGGUGGUGAAGGAGCAAAACGUUCAGUCCACCAGCCAAGACGAGAAGCUCAUGCAGACCAUGAACCUGACACAGAAGAGACUGGAUGUAUAUCUGCAGGAGUUCGAGCUGCUCUAUUUCUCUCUGAGCAGCGCUCGGAUCUUCUUCAGAGCUGAUAAAACGGCAGCCGAGGAGACCCAGGAGAAGAAAGACAGAGAGGAAGUUGCCAAAACUGGUCCAGGUUCCUCAACGAUCGAGGGUUCUCCUGGGGAAAGCAGUGCCAAGUGAAACUACAAAGGAUCUUGACCGAUAUAAAUCACUUGAACAGCAUGGACUCGCUCCAGAGGAGGUUAUAAACAUUGACCCUCCAGCCACCAUACUUCUGUUGGAGUCUGUACAGCUGCUUAAACUCAUUUUGGCGCUACGCCACCUGCACUCAUUCAACUGGAACUGACUGCUGAUUUGGACCAACGCUUCGGUUUUAGAUUAUGAUUGUUUUAUGUAUCGACAAUGAUGUUCAACAACUGUUUUGUCAAGCAUUAUGCGGUCAUGUAAAUUCAAGAAAUGUGAUUGGUAGAUGAAUGUGUCUGUAGUUUGUUUGUUAUUAAAGGGAUAGUUUACCAAAAAAAUGAAAAUUGUGUCAUUAAUUACUCAUACACUCAUAUCGUUCCAAAUCCACAAGACCUUCGUUCAUCUUCUGAACACAAAUUAAGAUAUUUUUGAUGAAAUCCGAGAGCUUUCUGACCCUGCAUAGACAGCAACGCAUGAUGAACGAAGGUCUUACGGGUUUAGAACAACAUGAGGGCGAGUAAUUAAUGACACAAUUUUCAUUUUUGGGUGAACUAACCCUUUACUGUCCUAUUGAUUGUUGGGAACAAAUAUUUUUAAAGGAUAAAACUGGCCUUUAGAUAGCUUAAGAAAUUUUAAAAGAAAUUCAAAGACCUAAUUAUGUUUCACCCAAAAAUGGAAAUUAUAACCUGUAUUCAAACCUGUAUGCCUUAUUUUGAAGGACACAAGAUAUAGAGAAAUAUAUAUGAGAUUAUAUAUAUAAAUUUUACAAUGAACCAAUAGGGUUAUUUUGGACCCCACUGGCCAUUUUGUCCCACAGACAAAUAUGGUUCUUCAAAAUAUCUUUUUAUGUUGCUCAGAAGGAAAUUCAUGUGUGUUUUUAAUGACAAGAGGGUGAGUAAACAAUGUCAGACUUUCCAUUUUUGGGUGAACUUUACUUUUAAAGUUGAAUGAUGUAAACUAGAAUUUUUUUUUUUUUUUUCUGUUAAGAGUACUAAUUUACUUCACUAAUGAUUUUCUGCCCAAAAAUCAUUCAAUGCCAUACUUUUCGGUGAAAUAUAAAAUAUAUCGCAAUGUGUCCGACAGUAAGAACACAUCAAUUGUCCUUGAGCACUGUGAUGAAGUUGAAUUGCACUUGCCUUAAAGCUGCUGCUGUUACAGUAUUCAUAGUGAUCGCACACUACACAGCAGUUUCUUCACAUCAGUGACAUUCCAUCUGAUUUUCUUGCCUAUACUGACCUUUUGUAAGUAAUUUGUGUUAACCAUUAACCUCAUGCCAUCUUUAUUAAAAGACUUGGGGAAAAAAG